ACCGAAAAGGAGGCUCGAAGUGAGAUUUCGGAAAUGGGUGCAGACUCUAUCACCUCAUUCUAAGGAUUGCCAGUUUCAAAAUGCUCUUUGCCCUCAAGGACCUCAGUGGUCCCUCACCAUUGUAUUCCCUCAGCAGUGCUCACAAGGUUGCUAUGGGAAUCUUAUGAUAAUCUGAGAGGAAGUAAGUCCCCAGUAACAUUGCAGUUACUCAUGAUGUGCCUGAAGUGAAGAGGAAGGGAAGCACUUAACAUAUCAAAGUGCCAAAACUCUGCUGUGUCAUGGCUACAGACUCUGGUGAAUCAGCUAGCACAGAGGAAUCAGAGAAACCUGAUGAGGUUUCUUUGGAAAGUCGGGGUCCCUCUGUUGAUGCCGCUAUGACCAUGGAGGCCAGGACAAAAGAGAAUGUGGGCACACCAUCUCCCUCCGGGGCAACUACAGAAAGGAAAAGGUUCUUCCGAAAGAGUGUGGAGAUAAUGGAAGAUGAAAAAGUUCUGGAGCCUGCUCCCAGGGACGAACAAGAACAACUCAUGGUAGGUGACCAGAGGAUGGAUAAUAUUUCAGCAAGCAUCCUGGUAACUGGUCAGGAGGCCAGAAGUGAGCAGGGCUCAAAGGUGAAUUUAGAAGCCUCAAAGGAAAGGACCAAGAAAGAGAUAGAAGAGGAGGCAGAGAUGAAGGCUGUGGCUACAUCACCAGGUGGAAGAUUUCUGAAAUUUGACAUUGAGCUGGGAAGAGGAGCCUUCAAAACAGUUUUCAAGGGGCUGGACACAGAAACCUGGGUAGAAGUUGCUUGGUGUGAACUGCAGGACAGGAAGCUGACCAAAGCAGAACAGCAGAGAUUUAAAGAAGAAGCAGAAAUGCUUAAAGGACUCCAGCAUCCUAACAUCGUUCGAUUUUAUGAUUCCUGGGAAUCCACAGUCAAAGGAAAGAAAUGCAUUGUAUUAGUAACUGAGCUGAUGACAUCUGGAACAUUGAAGACAUACUUAAAACGUUUCAAAGUCAUGAAGCCAAAGGUUUUAAGGAGCUGGUGCCGACAAAUCUUAAAAGGGCUGCAUUUUUUGCACACGAGGACCCCUCCUAUAAUCCACCGUGACUUGAAAUGUGACAAUAUCUUCAUCACAGGACCCACUGGUUCAGUCAAGAUUGGAGACCUGGGACUGGCAACUUUAAUGCGCACAUCAUUUGCUAAGAGUGUCAUUGGAACUCCUGAAUUCAUGGCUCCUGAAAUGUAUGAAGAGCAUUACGAUGAGUCUGUGGACGUCUAUGCAUUUGGAAUGUGCAUGCUGGAGAUGGCAACUUCUGAGUACCCUUAUUCUGAAUGCCAGAAUGCAGCUCAAAUAUACAGAAAAGUAACCAGUGGCAUUAAACCUGCUAGUUUUAACAAGGUGACUGAUCCAGAGGUGAAAGAGAUCAUUGAAGGAUGCAUUCGACAAAAUAAGUCGGAAAGGCUGUCCAUCAAAGACCUCUUAAACCAUGCUUUCUUUGCUGAGGACACGGGACUCAGAGUGGAGCUUGCAGAAGAUGAUGAUGGGUUAAAUUCUUCUCUGGCAUUGAGACUUUGGGUGGAAGAUCCCAAGAAACUGAAAGGCAAACACAAAGACAAUGAAGCUAUCGAGUUCAGUUUUAAUCUGGAAACAGAUAUCCCAGAGGAAGUUGCUUGUGAAAUGGUAAAGUCAGGAUUUUUCCAUGAAAGUGACUCCAAAGCUGUGGCUAAAUCCAUCCGGGAUCGUGUUGCCUUGAUUAAGAAGACCCGAGAAAGAAGGCAGGUGGACUACUUGGAGGAGAGGAGGGACUCUCAAAGCAAGUUGCCAAGUGGCCUGCCUCUGCUCCAGCCACAAGGCUCAUCGUUCACCAUUGCUUCCCAGCAGAACAAGACAGAAUGUGAGGAAACAGAGGUUGACCAACAUGUCCGACAGCAGAUUCUUCAACAAAUGCAGCACAGUUCCUCUCUCACUGCUGACAGCUUAUCUGACCAAGGAACAGGAUCGGUGAUAUUGUCAGAUGCCUCCAGCCAACAUAGCAUUCCCUUCUCUUCAGAUCAGAUGGUGGGCACCCAGCAAGUUCCUAGCCUCACUCAAGCUGAAAACAGUGUUCAAGGGCCUAUCUAUACUUCCCAGCAGCUGGUGGGGCAUUUCCAGUCCAUACCAGGGCCUUCCGAUUCCCAGGUGUUGUACGGUACAGAAGGACAGGCCUUGGAUGGAUCUAUCAUGGGUAUCCCUCAGCAGAUCUUGACAGUCACUUCCCCCCAAAGUAUACCUGCUUCACAGAUUGCAAACCAGCAACUGUCAGCCAGCAUACAACAGGCACCUGCUCCUAGACUAAGUAGUCAUUCUUCAGCUGCUGCAGGAUCAAUGGAUUUGGAAUACGCUCCUGCCAGUUCUGUACCUGCCAGUCAUUCACCUAUUCAACAGGGACAGCCUCCAGUUCAGUUUGUCAGUAAUGUAGCAAAUUUAGCACAGGGUCUUGUGAAUUCCUCAGCUCCACAGUCAAUUCCACAAGGAGUUGCAUCAAUUCAACAACCCCAGCAAAUUCCCCAGCAGGUGCCAUCUAUGCAGCAGCCCCAACAGGCUUCCCAACAGAUGACUUCCAUGCAACAAACCCAGCAAAUGAGUCAUCAAGUGGCAUCUACACAACAAGUUUCCCAGCAUUUGGUGGCUGCACAGCAGACUCAACACAUUCCGCAGCAGAUGGCAAACAUGCAGCAAGCUCAGCAGUCUCAGCAAAUGGCAUCCAUGCAGCAGUCCCAGCAAAUGGCAUCCAUGCAGCAACCCCAGCAAAUGGUUUCUAUGAAGCCGCCCCAGCAUGUUUCCCACCAAAUGGCUUCCAUGCAACAUUCCCAGCAAGUUCCACAACAAAUGACAUCCAUGCAGCAGCAGCCCCAGCAGAUCCCUUUACAGGUGGCAUCGAUGCAGCAGCCCCAGCAAAUUCCACAGCAAAUGGCAUCCAUGCAGCAGCAGCAAGUGGUAUCCAUGCAGCAGCCCCAGCAAAUCUUGCAGAUGGCAUCCAUGAAUCAACCCCAACAGAUUCCUCAACAGAUGGCAUCCAUGCAGCAGCCCCAGCAGGCUCCCCAGCAAGUGAUGCCCGUGCAGCAGCCCCAUCAGCUUCCACAGCAGAUAGUAUCCAUGCAGCAGCCCCAGCAAGUGGUGUCCAUGCAGCAAUCUCAGCAUGUUCCCCAACAGGUACAGCAAGUGGUAUCCAUACAGCAGCCACAACAGAUGACCCAGCAAGAGGCGUCCAUGCAGUCCAUGCAAAAUCCUCAACAAGCACUGUCCAUUCAGCAGCCGCCACAGCAAAUGACCCAGCAAGUAAUUUCCAUGCAGCAGCCACAGCAGGUUGCCCAACUGGUGGCAUCCAUGCAGCAGCCUCAGCAGAUUUCCCAACAGAUGGCAUCCAUGCAACAGCCCCAGCAGGUUGCCCAGAAUGUGCCAUCCAUGCAGCCGCAACACAUGCCAUCCAUGCACCAAACCCAGCAGGUGGUAUCCAUGCAACAGCCCCAGCAAGUUCCCCAGCAAAUGGCAUCCAUGCAGCAGCCCCAACAAAUGCCCCAGCCACUUGUAUCCAUGCAACAAGCCCAGCAGGUGGUGACCAUGCAACAGCCUCAACAAAUGCCCCAGCAAGCAGUAUCCAUGCAGCAGCCCCAGCAAGUUCCCCAGCAUGGAAUAUCAACACAACAUCUCCAAGCAACAUCUGUCAUGCCACAAUCUCAUCAAACUCCCUAUCAGAUGGGCUCUAUUCAGCAGUCUCCACAAGUUCCUCAGCAGGUUAGCUCUUUUCAACAGCCACAGCAAGUUGGAUCUGUACACCAGGUUUCCAACAUACCACAGCAAGCCGCGCCAACACAGCAGUGUCCGCAGUACUCAAGAAUGCCUGUAGGUCCUCCCAGGCAGUCUUCUUUGCCCCAGCAAGAUCAGCAAGCUAUUCAGAUUAAUCAGUCUACAGAUCUGCACCCUGGUGUAAUGCAACAAAUGUUAUUCCAUUUGUCUGUACAGCAGCCGAAACAGGAGCAGCUUGUUCUCCCUUCUAGUGCUACAGAGCAGAUGCCAGUUGCACCUCAGCAAAAUGUAGAAAAGCAGCAGCUGGCAGCUGAGGUUUCCUGUUCAGAACAGGUGGCUUAUUCUGUGCAGAACCAGUAUCAGGUACAAACUCAAGAACAACUGAUCUAUCCUGCUCCACCCUCACAUCAUCUACCAGCUUCUGAGCAAUUGGUUCACCAAGUACAGCCAGCAAACCAGCAGGAGGUACAAGAUCAAGCAACAUGCCAGAAGCAUGCCACAUACCUAGUGCAGGGUUCAGAUCAACCUCCCUGCCAAGAGCAACUGGGCUAUCCAACAUCUGGAAUCUAUGCAGGGCAGGCCUUGGACCCAGCAACAUAUCCAAUGCAGCCUUUUUACCAGGGGCAGCAGACCACAUUCAGAACCCAACCACCACCAUAUCUUGGUCAACCUCCUGAAACCCAGCAGUCUCACCUAGCAGUACAGGCCACAGAUCAGCCAAAUUUUUCUGCACAGUCUCCUGAGCAAUCGCUAUAUAUGAUGAAAGAUGGUGGUGUUGGGGGUGUGGAACAACAGGUCUUCUUGGCACAAUCAGGGGAAGUCCUUUCUUAUCCUUCAGAGCAACACCAAUCUGAGCCACCAACGUAUCUCAUCCCGCAAGAUACUAGCUUAGGGCACCAGCUGUCACCUCAUACGCUGCAUAGGAUUGCCGAAAAACAACAACCAGAACGGCAAACCCCUUUUGUACCAUCUUUUGUACCACAAAUGCAGCCACAACCUCCAUAUCAGGAACUCAGACAGCAUCCUCAGCCUCUCCAAAUCACAACCCCUCAGUCUGUCCCUAGCAUAUUACAAGUGACAUCUUCUGUCCCAGAACAGCCAGAAUUAGCUUACACAGUCCAACAAUCAUCAGAACUCUCAGAGCCCCUGUCCAACACAAGCCUCAUGCAGCCAUCCCAAGCAUUUCAGCCAGCUGAAAGCAACCAGCAAUUUUCUCCCAUGCAGCCAGGAUAUGUUCAACAGCAGCCAAUGUAUCAGACUUCAGCAUUCUCCGGAGAAUUGGGCCUUCAGAACCAGGUGCCUCCUCUGGCGACAUCCCUGAACCAGCAAGCUUCACUUAGUACAGUGGUACAACCAAACCAAGAACAUAUACAAGGACAAGAUAUUCCACAGGUUUCCAUAUUAGCAGCAGAGGAGCAACCCACAGUUCAAAAACAAGAUUCUGUCCAAGGAUUAAUCUCUGACCUAACCACCCAGAAGGAAGGUGUCAGUGCUUGUGAUCCUCCAAGUGGAAAUGGCAAGCAAGAUAAGAGCAAGCAAAGGCGGACCUCCUGUGCCCGAUCAGAGAAGGGAACCAAAUUUCAGCUCACUGUAUUGAAGGUGUCAACAUCAGGAGACAACACUGUGGAGUGCCAACUUGAGACUCACAACAAUAAGAUGGUCACAUUUAAAUUUGAUGUUGAUGGAGAUGCUCCAGAAGACAUUGCUGAUUACAUGGUUGAAGAUGAUUUUGUGUUGGAAAGUGAAAAGGAGAAAUUUGUUGAUGAAUUGAGGACUAUUGUUUGCCAAGCCCAGGAAAUCAUUCGCAGCAUUCCUAUUGAAGAUCGUGCCUCUGGCUUAGAGUCAGUUCCCUUGGAUCCAGCCAAUAGCCAAACAGGAUCUUCUGAACAAGUUCAGAUAAACCCAGCAUCUACUCAAACUGGCAGUGACUCUGCUCCCCAAUCAUCCCCUGUUGGCCGCUGGAGAUUUUGCAUCAAUCAGACAAUAAGGAACAGAGACCCCCAAGCACCCUAUACUCUUUUGCAGUCAACAACAACUGCCCCGGGACGUCAGAUGACAGAUCAUUUAAAGGAAAAUACCAAAGAAGAGAGCCCUCAAAAUUAUUCAAAGACUGUGGAAAAUCUUAACAACCAGCAAGGGUCUACUCCUCCUUCCAGCUCAAAUGUUCUGAGGAGUGACAGUAAGAUAUCUGAGCCCCAAAUUUUAAAAAGUGAGCAAUCAGCUUGUCCUCACCAAGUGGAAGUCAGCAUGGAUACCCUGCUGUCUACCACUGCUGGUGACAACGAUGCCCUUGCUCAUGAUUCUGCAUCCUGGGUUGAGUCUUCAGGGAUAGAGACUCAGGGUGAUGGACCUUGCCUUUCAUCCUACCCACUCUGUCCAACUGCUGGAACCACUGAGAUGAAUAUGUCUACUGAGACCUUUCUGUCCAGAUCAACUGACUGUCACAUCCCAACCACUGAGGACAUGGAUAACUCAAUGAAUUCUGAACAGGCUGGUGCCAUGGCUCAGACCCCAGGCCAGGAAGGACUUUCCUUCGCUUCUGCUCUGGAGUCAGACAGCGAGGGUCCCCCUAAGAUGGAUUUUGCUGACAACAAUAUAAAGACUCUGGAUGAGAAGCUACGGACGCUUUUGUACCAGGAGCACAGUUUCUCGGGGACUUCCCCUGAGAGCCAGAAAGACACACAAAGUGCAGUAGAGUCUCCAUUUUCCUCCUCUGCUGAAGAUUUCCCUGCCUGCCCAGUAUCUGAAGAGCUAGAUAUCAAUUCCCCCAACGAGACCCAGCAAAGCCCAUCAGAGGUGUCAGAUCCUCAAACUAUGUGCAUGCCACCCACAAGUCAUCCAGACAGUCUGCCAGUGCUCAGGAGAGAGCCCAGUAAUAUCACCUCUGCCCCCAGUGAUCUCUGCAAAAACGAGACGUCCCCAGAGGCUUCAUUUCCUGAGAACCCUGUGGCUUGUCCUGCUUCAGCAUCAAGUGAUGGAGCCGUGCACCUGCAUGCAGGAGGUGGAUAUUUUGGCCUAAGCUUUACUUGCCCUAGUCUCAAAAACCCUAUUAGCAAGAAAUCCUGGACUCGCAAAUUAAAAAGCUGGGCAUACAGGCUACGGCAGACCAGCUUUUUCAAGAGAUCAAAAGUCCGGCAAGAUGAAAUGGCUGGGGAUAUUACGCCUGAUUGGAUUUCUCUCUCUGAGCAAGCAACAGUAGAGGAUAAAAUGACUGGUCAGUCUAAAACUGUGGCUGGAUCAUUCCAACGAGGCCGAUUUCAGGUAAUCACAGUGCCUCAGCAGUUGGCCUCAGGUGGUUCAGAAAGUGAACACUGUGAGAUGCCUCCUUCCUCGGAGCCUAUGGGAGAAGAGGGGACUCUUAGGCAAGGAGCAAUGGCUGUAUUGGCCAGUGCUGUGGUUGAAACAGAUGGAUCAUCCACUACUCCUGAGCAGCGGGAACUGGAGGAGACCUCAGCCACUGCUAGCAGCAUGCAGUCUAGCUUGGAGCCCUGGUCCAAAGGGGGCUUUGUGCAGAAGCAGCCAAGCUCUGAUAGUGAACUUUCUGCCCCCAUGGGUUGUAACUUACAAAGCUGGGAGCGAAGCCAACAGUCACAUGAGGAGAGGGGUGGCACCCACACAAAGAGGCGCAGUUCCCUCUUUUAUUCUCCCUCAUCCCCAAUGAGCAGUGAUGAUGAAUCUGAAAUUGAAGAUGAGGAUCUGAAGGUGGAGCUGCAACAUUUGCGGGAGAAACAUAUACAGGAGGUAGUGACUCUUCAGGCUCAGCAGAACAGAGAAUUGCAGGAAUUAUAUGAGCGUCUUCGCACCAUCAAAGAUAGCAGAUCGGAAUCAUCUGAGAUCUCCCUGCCACUGUCAUCUCCACGCCGGCCUAAAUCUUUCAAAAGCAAGCUGCGGAGCAGGCCCCAGUCUCUCUCACAUGUAGAUAAUGGCCUUGUGGCUGCUGAAUGCUGCUGUGCUACUACUGCGGCCUCUGUAAUAGACUAUCAGUUGAGCAUUCAAGCCCAUUUGCUGCAUCAGAGCUGUUCGCAAACAGAGACGAGCCAAGACCAGCUCUGCAUUGUUAGCAGCACUGCUUCUUGUCAGCAAACGACGGCCAGUAAGAAAGGGAUGUUCACAGAUGACUUACAUAAACUAGUGGAUGAUUGGGCAAAAGAAAAAGUGGGGAACUCUCUUAUCAAGCCAAGUCUCAACCAGAUCAAACAAAACAAGCACCGACUAGACACGGACAGUUGGAGCAGAGUAUAUGAGACAACAGCAUCUACAGUGGGGUACACAUCCACAUGGAUUUCUUCCCUUUCCCAGAUCCGUGGGACAAUACCAGCCGCUUUGCCCCAGGGACUCCCCCUCUCACCCUUUUCUGGCACGAUAUCGCCGUACGGAGUGCCCCAUGUUUGCCAGUACAACACCAUGGCGGGGACAACUUACCCAGUGCAAUGGAUGGGCAUUUCAGGGACGCCCCCGCAGCCCGUCGUCGUCCCUGCUCAGCCUGCGGGACCCUUUCAGCCAGGGAUAAGCAUGCCAGCCUUCCCCGCCUCCCCUGUGCAGAAUCCAGCUCCCAUCCCUCCAGGUCCCAAGUGAAGAUGGAUGGCUCAAGGAGGAUAGCGAUGGGGACUGUGCCUAUAACUCAUGAUUCCAUUCCUCUGCCUUGCAUUCUGCAGCCUGGAUUGUUGGGGGGCAGUGAAUUCCCCAGUGCGGCAAAGUGUGAUGGGAGUGGUGGGAGACUGCCUUUGCAUUCUCUUCUUUGAAUACUUGAUUUCAUUUUCUGUUGGGGUGGGCGGGUUGGAGGGCCGGGGAGACCUUUUUCUUUUAAAAAGUACUUGAGAGAGCUUCAACCUGUUCAUCUCAUUCUUCCUGAGAUGGACAUCAUGCCCAUGUGCUGCUUAUUAUUGAUGAGCCUUCCUUGCCAUUCUUGUCCCAGUUUCCUUGCUACUUCUCAUGGGUUUGGUUUUCUUUUUUAGAAUGAUAGUAGCUCUUCUUAAAUUUUACACCUUUGAGCAUUUGAGUUAGUUUACUGAAGGGGAUGGCACAACCCUCCUUAAUUUUCUGUUUCUCUGGUUUCAUUGUCAAUUCAGAUCACAGGCUAGCUUGGGAAAGUAAAAAAGAAAAGUAAGGAAGAAAAAUGCUGGUAGCCUGACUAGCUGUAGUUUGAAUCCAAUGAUAAACUGAAAGAUUAUCAAAAGAAAACACACAAACAGUUGUCACUGAUUAGUUCAUUUUGCAAGGUUUGUAAUUGUUACUGGGCAAUUAAUGGCAGCUAGAUUCCUUAUACGCACACUGCAUUUGAUAGAUGUAUAUGGGUUGUUGACCAGAUUUUUGUACCUGAGUUUUGGGGUUGUGUCUUUUUUUAUAUAUAUAAAAGCUUAUUUUGCAGCUGACACAAAUCUUCUAUUGAGCAGAGGUGGGAGGGCAGUAGCAGAGGGGAUGGGAACAGAAGGGGGGAUUGCCUAAGGGGCUUUAAAAUGUCCCAUGUCACCCAUUUGCACCUCAUUUGUGAUCCAUACUUAACACAGUUUUUAUGAACGGAAAAAUUAUGCAUGGAAACAGGGUCAUGUGCUCACAGUUGGAUACCAAUUGGGUCUGCUUAACAGUGAAUUAGAUGUAUGGAGGUCCAUAGUUUAGAAGAUCAAUGUUGUCAUCAAUGUUGUCUCUUGCAGCUUAAGAAGCUUAUGUGCUUCUUUUUUGUUUACUCCAAAGAGAAAGUGUUCCAUUUUUUGUGAAAGAUGAAAGAUAAACAAGCUGUACAACCAUGAUCGGUAGCAAGAAAAGAAUACCAGGCUUCCUUUUGCUCAACAUUCUAGCAUUUUAGGCUAAACAGAAAGACAAACCCAUGGUCUGGGAAUUUGCUGAGUAACAUAACUGAAAGGUCACCACUGUUUGGAGUUUUACACUUUCACAGCUUCUUAAUUUAAUAAAUUGUAUUUCAACUCCUCCAUAAGGCCUAUACUUAGCAAGAUCCUUUUGCCAAAGGAAUGGCUCCAUUUCAUAGUUGCCUUAAUUGGGCCAUAGACAUAAUUUGCUAGGACUAACAUUACAUUUGUUGUUUCUUCAUCUAUUUUGACUCUUAACAGAUAUCCCCCUUCCCCCUGUUCAAGAGUUUUAGACUAGCAGGGCUGCUUCAGUUAGGACUCCAGGCACUUAACAUUGCAUCCCCACGUGGAUUUCCCUUUCGCCUCCAUAUAUUAAGAAUUACAGAGCUCUGCUUGUAUUCUGAAUUUGCAAAGUUAAAUUAUUGUCUCUGCAGUGUUGUGUCAGAUUUGCGCUGUUGUCGAACAUGGAAAUGUACCUGCUUUGCUAAGAAAAGUAAGAGGAAUGUAGAGGAGACUGUAAUUCAUUACAGUGCAGGAAAGCAGACGAGGUGAUCCUGCAACCAUUCCUGUUCUCAGUAGGAUGGCAAGAAUUGCAGUUAAAUAAAAUCUUCAGGGCCACAUGAUUCCCAUCCUUAAAUUAAAACUAGGUAUCUGAGAUUCAGGCAUUUGAGUCCCAUUUAAAGCAAUUGAAUUAAAUGAAAGUGUUUUGGCUUCAUUAUGUUCUAAUUGGAUGGCCAGGCUACCUAGAAUACUGCAGAGACAAACAACAUAUUUGAACUUGCCUCUUAAAAUGUUAUUGGAAAAGUAAGUGGUUCCCAGAACAUCUGGGUGUUUUGCAGCUUCCCUUCCCUUUUGUUUCCACCAGGAGAAAAGACCCUGUUUCCCAUGUAUAAUGCAGCCUCCUUGUUCUGCCUGCAAAGAUUUGCAGUGCCUUGUGAUAGAUAAUCUUUAGCAUCUUUUCAGAUUUUUACUGGAAAGGCAAAAAAGUAGUUGUAGUCUUUUGAAGUUUGAUGUUUGAACAGUGCAUUGCUGUAAAUCCUAUGAUGAUCUGCAGCAGUGGAAUUAAAUGUAUUUGGUGGGGAGACGUUUCAGUUUGAAAAAAUGAGAACAGUGUUACAUCUUUCUUUAAAAAAUACUUAAAACACAUCUUUUAUUUUUAUUUUUAAAAGUUUGCUCAUUUUUUCUUCUUCUUUGGCUUUCCUAAAAGAGGUAUUGACUGCAAACUUUGGUUGGAGCACACAGGAAAGGGGGGAAUUUUGUGCUGUACUUGAAAAGUAUUGCCAAAUGAGAUAACUUGACAGAUCCCAAAACAUAAACUAUUGAGCAGUAGUACAGGAGGCUACUUUAUGUUUUCUGCAACAAUUGUAUGUGUGCCUUGAGUAUAUCAGUGGUACCUCGGUGUGUAUAUGUGUGCAGCAAACACACUUGAUGUGAAUGACUUUAGGGAUUCAUGGUCCAACCAAAGCUCUCCUGCACAUGCAAAUAGAUUGAUAAGGAUGUACACUUCUCAUUCACAAGUCAUGCAUUUGAUGGGAGGGGUGUACCACAAAAGAGCAGUGUAGUAAAUAUAGUUGCGGUAUAAAAAUAUCAAGUGCUCCUUAAUGUCAAAGCCAAACUAGUAACGGGCAGAACUGAAUAUUGGAAUGAGGCUCCUGCUGAAUUCAUGUAAAGUAGAAGGAAGGAUUUAAAGCACUUCAUGCUUAGGCUUGAGUGGAGUAUUGAGGCCAUACUUCCUCACCUUCAGCUUUUUUCCAGAUUUAUUUUUUACUGGCUCACUUUGAAACUGGAAGUAAGAGGAAGGCAUGGGUUUAGGACAUAUGUGCAGAGGUUCCAGCAUCUCCUUUCUAGUUACCCAUGCUGUUUUGAAUUUAACCUUCUCACACCUACAUGAGGAGUUGGCACGACUCACAUUCUGACACAUCAGUUACCUUCGCAACUAAGGAUCACAAAAUAGUGCAGUUUUGUAGAUUUGUUAGUUGUUUUCAUCUCAUUGUUUAUACUAGAAUGUCACAAAUAAGGGGCUUGGUUUUAGUUCAUGUGAUGCAAAAAAAUGCCAUCAAAGCAUAAUACAAUAUGGCAAUGAUACCCUCACUUUGGUCAUCUUCUUCUAAGGCACAAGUUGUACAAUGCAUAGAGGUACUUCAGACAGUUUCUCAAGAGGUGGAACAUGACAUUCUUCUUUUAAGUAACUCUUAUGGGUCCAAAGCAAUAUAAAACUUCAUGUAAGAUUUGUUCAUUUUGGGCAGGGGAAUCUUUCCAGACUAAUUAGUCAUAGUGCAGUCUACAAGGGUUUCCUUCUUUCCAGUGUGGAAUUCCUCAAGAAUGUGCCCUUAAAAGGAAGCAAAGCUUAAGCAGUAUUGGUGCUGUAGAGGUUAAGCCAUAGCCCCUUCUCUGUUUCCUCUUAUCACUCCAGUUUGGAACAGAAUUUGUCUAUGAGCUUUGCUUAUGUACAGUGACAAUAUAUAUUUUCCAGAUUGUGUGGGACAAAACAUGAUUUCCUAUAUGUGGAUAGUGAAGGUGAGGGCGGGAGGCGAGGGCAAUGCCCAUUGAGUAAGGCUUGUGUUUGCAUUGUGCAGCGUGUGCAUUGAACCAUUCCACUUUAGUUGGUCUUCUGAAAGAGCCAUUGUUUUGCAGCUCCUAAUAGAGAUUCCCUUCAGGGAACUCCUUACAUGGUUUUUUGUAAUUUGAUAAAGAAAGUGGGCAGUGAUCAAGUAACUUACCUGUUUUAUGUCAUUUCCAGUUUACAAGCAGUUGGGUCUUUUCCAUUUACUUGUAUCUGUGUCGCUUAGGUUGCAGAGAUGGGGGCGUUUCUGGCAAAACCAACAACCUUCCCCACUUCCUCUCCGCAAUCUCUAGUAGUACGGUACACACUCAAAUUAUCCACCUCAAGUGUGGAGCAUGAUGAUAUUGUGUCAUACACAUUUUGAACCAAUAGACUUUGUAUGGAGGAAAAGACAGGUGGCACUGCCAGUUUUCAGCGCAUCCUUCAUAAUAACUGGUUUCUGCCUUUUAUUCUCAGAGAAUAUGAGGACAGAAGCUUUUGUUAUCCACAACGUACAGGAUGAUUAGCUAUGUUUUAACAGUAUCUGUUUAAAAAGCUACUGCAGUGUUUGAAAGAUUGUAACACCUGCUUUCUGUGUAUGAACAACAGAAAACUGACUGUCUUAAAAAGCCUGAGCCAGCUGCUGACUUGCACAUUGAAAGAAGGAGGGAAAUAUUUGGUACUUUUGUAUUGGUUUUGAAUAUCUGUGUUUAUUGUGUAGUCUGGUUUUCUUUCCCUCCCAGCUGCUUACAUAUUUUUUUCCAAAACAAAAAUUGACAACUAGGAAUCAAACUGUGAAUUUGGUUUUGGGAUGUGUGUUUUAAGGCACUUUUCUGUUGUGACGCUUGAACCUUUGCUUGUAUAAUAUGAAUGGAAUGUAUCAUUUCAAUGACUGGUUAAUUUUUCAAUUGUAUUCUAGCUGAGUUGUGUUUUUUUUCCUUGCAACAUUUAAAAGUUUCAUUUUUUUAUCUACCUCAUUUGUUACUGCUGUUUAAAUCUAGGCUGUGAUGUGAACAGUUUGUUCUACUUCCCCAUAUAUUUUUUUCUAAUUUGUUUGAGAUCUGAGACAGUGUUUCGACACAUAUAACUCUUCCCCUUCCCACUCCAUUUUUCUUCCUUGUAAUUUGUCAGCAACAGUUCUUAAACUGUUUACAGUUUUAAGGAGGAUGUUUAACUUUCACAAGGAAGACUUCAGAGGCUUAUGCAUCACCUUGAGUUUGACUUACUGUGACAGAUGAAUGAAAAGAACAAACUCUUGCAUUGUUUCCUGAAUAUCUCUCAAUGGGAUGCAGCAGCUUUGCAGAGUGUGUGACCCACUGCCUCAUUAGUCUUCCAUUCAGCAGGGAACGUGAUGUACGUGGGAAAAUGAGCUUAAAAAGCUUAUUUUCCUCAGGAAGGAAUUCUUCCUAUGUAUUUGCUUUGAAUGAUUGCUGGCAAACUAUUGAGGGUGGUGCCAAUACCAAUGCUCCCAAGGGAUCCCAAAUAGAAUAUAUGCUUGCACCCUCCCUCCCUACAUCCCAGUUUUUUAGAUGCUCUGGUAGGCUUGCCCAAAGCUUGCAUUGACAUCAGUCUCAACCAUGGCGCAAGCUGAAAUCAAUAUAUGCCGUUUGUUGGCUUUUACAACUUACAUUAGAUCUCUGGUUAAUAGGGAAUACCCUGUUAGGAUUGACCUCCCCUAUAGUUUGUGCUGAAAUUUGCUUUAACAAUAGUCAAGGCUAAUGAGGGAAGAGGACACAGUGCAAGGCUUAAUGCCUUAACAGAGUGUAAAGGAUUGGAAGAGUUGCAGCAGCACAAGCUUUUUGCAAGAUGUAUUUUGGAAGGCAGAGUCUUCAAUUGCUUUUAUGGCAAUAAAAUCAUACAUUCCUGGUUUUCUAUCAAUCCAGAAACCCAGCAAACAUUUUGCAAGAGGUGUGUUAUCUUCAAAAAUGUAGAUAAAUUGUUUGAUUUUAAAAGUCGUGGUUCAAUUUACUAAAUGAAGAACCCCAACUAAACAUCUCCUCGCCUCUCAGAACUGAUCUAGACAGCAGAUUGGAGGUAGAAGGCAAAACUGAUUAUUUAAGGGAUAAUUAUACAUCUUUUAGGGUUUUCCUUUCCUUUUAAAUGCUAUUUUAGUCGAUAACUCUGAUAAUUAUAUUCAAUCCCAUAUCCAAAUGGAAGGAUGAAAGUUGUGAGGAGUGCACUGCUAAAAUAUAUCCACAGAUCCAAAUUCUAUCCUCAUUUCAUACAUACAACUUUACAUGUGUACAUGUGCGUUGCACAUAUCAUUCAUGUGAUGUAAUUCUAUACCCAGCUCUUAUAGAGCCUUAGAAUAAUCCUACAGUAAGUUAGACUUGUAGCACAGUAUGCAUUUUUGACUAUCACUUUGGAUAAAUAGAUGUUGCCUUCCUUGCAGAAAAUGGAACUGAGCCAACUUUUUAAAAAGCCAUUAUUCUGGAACUUAAUAUAUAAACACAUUUUUAUUUCUCUUCUUUCCUCUUGUUCUGUGUUGGUAUUGGGGAAUUGGGUUCCAAUCCAGAGAAAAAUUCUAGAAAGCCAAGCAUGUGAUUUAAACCAGCCUCUCAAUGGGCUUAACUGUACCCUCCUGCAUAUAAUCACUACUUCGUAUGAUAUGUUUUCUAUGUAGAGCCCCUCUCUAUGUAGCAAAACUAUGCAUGCCAUUUUAUGGAAUAUGGUAUGAGCAUUUGCUUUGCUGCACCAAAAGCAUGAGCUGGCAAACCAAUGCCCACAGGAAUCUGUGUACCUACCUGCUGCUAUAUACUUCACACGUGAUGAAGUACACUGCUUUUCCUACCGUGUGAUUUAUCUGUAGGGAAAAAAAUACCAUACAUGAAGCAGCCCUCAGCGAUGGGUCACUAAAGUACAAGAUGUCUUGUGGAACUGCCUGUAUGUUGGUAACUUUCGUAAAGCUCCCACCAAUGCCACUAUAAGGACCUUGAGGUUCCCUGGCCAAUAUUUUAAAAGGGCUCCUAUUCAAGAAGCCCAUGCCAUUUCCAUUUGGUACAAGAGGUUGUAGAGAGCAGACAAGAGAAGGAUUUACUUGUAUAGGUGGAAGUUAAGCAUUGAGUUGGGAUUUGGGAAAAUGUUCACCCAGAGUAUACUGCAAACAUGGGCAGGAGACAUUUCUAAGUGGAUUGUGCUGGAUAGUACAGAGAGAAUGAAUGUGUGUGAGAGAGGUUUUCAUUCUCCCUCUGAGGGCCAUCAAUUUAAUUUUCAGGACUUGGAACCCACUUACAUUCUGUCUUUUAAAGUAUCCGAGGAAAAUGUUUGGUGUAUUUUCACAUUUUGGUUAAUUGAUGCCACAAAGAAUCUCUGACUGCAAUCCUGAAUGGCCAUUUUGGAAGUGCAGUUAUCCUUUGGGUUCCCAGGGUGCAAACAAAAUAAACUUAUCACAUUCUUUUUGGAGACUGUUCUGUGUGUGUGUUAGCUAGAGAUUACUGGGGAGCAUGUCAGAGUAUUAACAACUGCACGAUCAAUCCAGCUUUAUGCUGUGAAUAAAUGUCUCCUUUGACCUGCACACACACUGAUAACUUCACACUUUCAGAAACUAUUUUAAUGUUAUGUAAAUUAUACUUUACUGUAGCAUCUUAGGACUUCUUUUACCCCAAGCUCCUUUUCACACUACGGCUAAGAUGGCUGCUGCAUAGAGGAUGCAGCCAACUAAUUAUUUGCAAUAGGGGUGAGGCAUCCCAGUCAAUUUUUGAAAAAUCAUAGCCCUGACCUUUAUGGUAGAAAACGAAUGUCUCUUAUCAGCAGUUGUUUCCAUGUGUCUUUUUUUUACUAUUAUUUUUGCAAGCUGUGAGUUGACUUCAUUUAUACAAAACCAUUAACUAAUAUUUUUUAAACUGUUAAAAAAGAAAAAUAAAGGCUGUGUUGAAAAAAAGA
Anolis carolinensis (green anole) is the source of this 15998-nucleotide messenger RNA. RefSeq names its product WNK lysine deficient protein kinase 3 (gene wnk3). Gene Ontology annotation, biological process: protein phosphorylation; intracellular signal transduction; monoatomic ion homeostasis. Gene Ontology annotation, molecular function: protein serine/threonine kinase activity; potassium channel inhibitor activity; ATP binding. NCBI's taxonomy places the organism in Eukaryota, Metazoa, Chordata, Lepidosauria, Squamata, Anolidae. The coding region runs from base 279 to 8345 and encodes 2688 amino acids. The record is from RefSeq and is a predicted model, not a curated record. The transcript has 24 exons. Gene Ontology annotation, cellular component: cytoplasm; cytosol.